CAGGGGGCAGCUGGGGGGGGCCGCUUUGAAGAAGUUUAGGGGGGAAAAGUUUGGAAAAGUUUCUAUAAUAACGAGGGGGCAUCCGAAGGAGGCGGCCGCGGCGGAGGAGGGGGCGCUGGGGGAGAGGGCGGGCGGGCGCCGCGCGGAGAGGACGGCAGGCCCCUGCACCCCCCCUCCCGCCCCGGACGCGACCUGGGGACCCGGGCCGGACCCAUGGGGGCCGCGAGCUGCGAGGAUGAGGAGCUGGAGUUCAAGCUGGUGUUCGGGGAGGAGAAGGAGGCCCCCGCGCUGGGCGCCGGGGGGGCCGGGGAAGAGCCGGACCCCGAGGAUGCGCCGCCGCCGCCGCCGUGCUGCCGCCUGGCUGGGGAGCCCCCGCCCUACGGCGCGGCCCCCAUCGGCAUCCCCCGGCCCCCGCCGCCGCGGCCGGGCAUGCACUCGCCCCCGCCGCGCCCCGCGCCCUCGCCGGGCACCUGGGAGAGCCAGCCCGCGCGGUCGGUGCGGCUGGGGGGCCCCGCGGAGGGCGCGGGGGGCGCGGGCGGCGGCCGCGUGCUCGAGUGCCCCAGCAUCCGCAUCACCUCCAUCUCCCCGACGCCCGAGCCGCCGCCCGCGCCGCCCGAGGAGCACGCGGACGCCUGGGGCGACGGCUCCCCGCGGGACUACGCGGCCCCGGCCGAGGCCUUCGGCGGCUACCGCGAGGCGGGCGGGCCGGGCGCCUUCUUCAGCCCGAGCCCCGGCAGCAGCAGCCUGUCCUCGUGGAGCCUCUUCUCGGACGCCUCGGACGAGGCCGCCCUGUACGCCGCCUGCGACGAGGUGGAGUCGGAGCUGAACGAGGCGGCCUCGCGCUUCGGCCUGGGCUCCCCGCUGCCCUCGCCCCGCGCCUCCCCCCGGCCCUGGACCCCCGACGACCCCUGGGGCCUGUGCGGCCCGAGCCCCGCGCCCGGCGCGCCCCGGGCGCCCGAGGACGGCUGGCUGCUGCUGUGCGCGCCCCCGGGGCCGGCCGCCGCCUCCCCGCGGCCCGCCUCGCCCUGCGGCAAGCGCCGCUACUCCAGCUCGGGGACCCCGUCGUCCGCCUCCCCGGCCCUGUCCCGGCGCGGCAGCCUCGGGGAGGAGGGCCCCGAGCCGCCGCCCCCGCCGCCGCCGCCGCCCCUGGCGCGGGACCCGGCCUCCCCCGGCCCCUUCGACUACGCGGGCGCCCCGCCGGCCGAGAGCAUCCCCCAGAAGACCCGGCGCACCUCCAGCGAGCAGGCCGUGGCCCUGCCCCGGCCCGACGAGCCCGCCCCGUGCAACGGGAAGCCGCCCUCGGGCGCCGAGGAGCCCGGGGGUCCCCGCAAGGAAGCGGCCGGCAUGGACUACCUGGCCGUGCCUUCCCCCCUGGCCUGGUCCAAGGCUCGGAUUGGGGGACACAGCCCCAUCUUUAGGACCUCUGCCCUCCCCCCCCUGGACUGGCCGCUGCCCAGUCAGUACGAGCAGCUGGAGCUGAGGAUCGAGGUGCAGCCCCGAGCCCACCACAGGGCCCACUACGAGACGGAGGGCAGCCGGGGCGCCGUCAAGGCCGCUCCGGGCGGGCACCCCGUGGUGAAGCUCCUGGGCUACAGCGAGAAGCCGCUGACGCUGCAGAUGUUCAUCGGCACCGCGGACGAGAGGAACCUGCGGCCUCACGCCUUCUACCAGGUGCACCGCAUCACGGGCAAGAUGGUGGCCACGGCCAGCUACGAGGCCGUGGUCAGCGGUACCAAGGUGCUGGAGAUGACCCUGCUCCCCGAGAACAACAUGGCGGCCAACAUCGACUGCGCUGGGAUCCUGAAGCUCCGCAACUCGGACAUCGAGCUGCGGAAGGGCGAGACGGACAUCGGGCGCAAGAACACGCGCGUGCGGCUGGUGUUCCGCGUCCACGUGCCUCAGGGCGGCGGGAAGGUGGUGUCCGUGCAGGCUGCGUCGGUGCCCAUCGAGUGCUCCCAGCGCUCGGCCCAGGAGCUGCCCCAGGUGGAGACGUACAGCCCCAGCGCCUGCUCGGUGCGGGGCGGGGAGGAGCUGGUGCUGACCGGCUCCAACUUCCUGCCGGACUCCAAGGUGGUGUUCAUCGAGCGAGGCCCCGACGGAAAGCUGCAAUGGGAGGAGGCGUCCGUGAACCGACUGCAGAGCAACGAGGUGACGCUGACGCUGACGGUCCCCGAGUACAGCAACGCGCGGGCGGCCCGGCCGGUGCAGGUCUACUUCUACGUCUCCAACGGGCGGCGGAAGCGCAGCCCCACCCAGAGCUUCAAGUUCCUCCCGGUGAUCUUCAAGGAGGAGCCCUGCCUCUCCGCCCUCCCCGGUUUCCCUUCGGCGCCCGGCCCCCCCUUUGGCUCCGACAUGGACUUCUCCCCGCCCAGGCCCCCCUACCCCUUUCCCCACGAAGAGCCCGCGUAUGAGACGCCCUACCUGCCAGAGGGCUUCGGCUACGGCACACCCCCUCUGUACCCCCCGACGGGGCCCCCGCCGUCUUACAGACCAGGCCUGCGGAUGUUCCCGGAGACGGGGGGUGCCGCGGGUCGUGGCCCCCCGGCCCCCGUCUCCUUCCUCCCCCGCCCCUUCCCUAGUGACCCCUACGGAGGAGGAGGAGGAGGACGGGGCUCCUCCUUCCCCAUGGGCCUUCCGUUCCCUCCUCCGGCCCCCUUCCGGCCCCCGCUGCCUUCUUCCCCACCCAUCGAGGUCCCCUUCCCUCCCCAAAGCCGUGCUCACCCCCUGCCCGCCCGAGGGUACGGCGAGGCAGGGCCCGGCUUCGGCCCCGAGGAGGCUCCCCCCGAGCAGGAGAAACCCAGGGGCGGCUACAGCGGCGGCUUCCGAGACGGCGUCCCGAUCCCGGGCAUCACGCUGGAGGAAGUGAGCGAGAUCAUCGCGGACCUGAGUGGCUUUCCCGCUCCUCCCGGAGGAGAGGAGCCUCCCGCCUGAGCCCAGGCGCGUGGCCCGGCCCCGCCGCGCCCUCCUUUCCCCAGGCUGGGGCCCGCCCCGUGUUCUCUCUCCCCGUCGGCUCAGGGGUCGGGUGCUGCCUUGAAGGGCCGGGGAAGGGGCCGGAGACCCGACGGGGGGUGGAGGCGAUGUCCAGAUCGGGGUGCGGGGGACAGACGG
This is a messenger RNA of Perognathus longimembris pacificus (Pacific pocket mouse), 3108 nucleotides long. RefSeq names its product nuclear factor of activated T cells 4 (gene Nfatc4). Gene Ontology annotation, cellular component: transcription regulator complex. NCBI's taxonomy places the organism in Eukaryota, Metazoa, Chordata, Mammalia, Rodentia, Heteromyidae. Gene Ontology annotation, molecular function: RNA polymerase II cis-regulatory region sequence-specific DNA binding; transcription factor binding; DNA-binding transcription factor activity, RNA polymerase II-specific. Gene Ontology annotation, biological process: calcineurin-NFAT signaling cascade; cytokine production; regulation of transcription by RNA polymerase II. The record is from RefSeq and is a predicted model, not a curated record.